CACCAAACGAGAUAGGUCUGGGCGUCAUGGUCCGACUGGCAACCACUCAUCCAACAGUGCACACCACGUUCUCUUUCUUCAGACUUCCCCCCUUCAAAAGGCCUAAGACACAGCCGCGCGCCCGGGCGGUGCAUAAACUCUCGUGUGUGACACAUUUUCAACCGGGCGCAAACCUGCAUACCACGUCCUUCUUGAGAUUGUUUUUUUAAUUCUCUUCCAUACUUGCUUCUAGAACGCCUGCGACGCUUUACCUGACCUUCGUCGAGAGAACAAAACUCCAUGAUUGCGACCAUCUAGCUGCCCCAGCUCGUAAUCGGCUGGCGCUCUCCCUCUCUCUAUCUCCCUCCCCCUCCCUAGGUCAUGACUGCAGCUCCCGGAGCUCGCCACGCUCUCCGCCGAGGCACCGCGUGGGCCGACGGGCUCGCCUGCCUCGCCUGCCUCGGCCGCACAACGAGCUAUGUAGCUUUCGGAUCGAGUCGACGGCAUGCUUCCUCUUCGUCGCAAGGAAAACGGCCACGGACGGCGCUUUUCUUUCCAGGCCAAGGAGUGCAAAAGGUCGGCAUGAUAACACCAUGGCUCGAGGCGUUCCCGCGGACGGCAAAGCCCAUCAUCGAGGAAAUUGACCAUUACAUGGGCUUCAAGCUAUCCGACAUCAUUGCCGAGGGCCCCAGCAAGCUGUUGACCAGGACGCCCAACGCCCAGCCCGCCAUCAUGGCGACCUCGAUCCUGAUCCUCCGCAUCCUCGAGCGCGAGUUCGACUUUGACAUCGCCAAACGCGUCGACGUGACGCUUGGUCACUCCCUCGGCGAAUUCGCCGCGCUGGUGGCCGGCGGCUACCUCGAGUUUGAGGACAGCCUGUACCUGGUGCGCAAACGGGCCGAGGCCAUGGCGGAGGCGACGCGGCGCGCCGUCGACGAGUACGGCGGCGAGUACGGCAUGGUGGCCAUCGUCACAGAGCCCGAGUAUCUAGGCCCGCUGAUCGCGGCGAUUCAUGACUUUGUGGGCCACUCAAGCGCCGGGUCCAAGGGCGACAGCUCCGAGGACGUACCGCCCAUCGAGCAAGUACUCAUCGCCAACAUCAACAGCAAGAACCAGAUCGUGCUGAGCGGCAAUAUUGAGCGCAUCAAGACGCUCUCGACGCACGUGCGGCAGUUCCUCGGCCACGACCCGCGGGCCGUGAGGUUAAACAGCGACAGCCCAUUCCACAGCCCGCUCAUGAAGCCCGCCGUCGGGGUGGUGAGGAGCAUACUCUCGAAAAAGAGCCGCGUCGAGGGGCGCGAGGGGAACGACAUUAUCACGUUUCCGGGGAGGCUGCCGUGCGUAAGCAAUGUGAGCGCGCGGCCGUUCGAGAGCAAGGAGGACGUCAAAGACCUUCUGGCACGGCAGUGUCUAGAGACGGUGCGGUGGUGGGACAGCAUCAAGUACCUCGACCAAGAGGAGAAGGUGAGGCGGUGGAUCGGUAUCGGGCCCGGCAGGGUCGGGCGGAACCUGGUCGGCAAAGAGGUGGGCAUGAGGGGCAAGGACUCGGUCAAGGGCGGCGGCGUCUGGGGCAUCACGGACCCGAGCGAGAUCGAGGAGAUGCUCAAGGGGCUGGAUGAGACGGAGAAGGUCUCGGAGGACGAGAUUGGCUGAGUAGGGAGUAAAGAGGCCGGUGGCCACACCAGCGAGGGGCUACUGAUAUGUUUCCACGCGCAUACUAGGAAUUGUUGCAAGGCGCUUCUUCUUUGCUGCAAUGGGCUUGAAAGCUCAUUGGAAAGGUCUGGCUUGAGCUGGAGUAAUUGUUCAUAUACUUAAUCGGCGCGUAGCACCGCUUUCUAUACGGCAGCCCAACCCGAACAAAAUACACUAUUGAGAUUCUCGACGGUUGUAGGUGGCUCUGGCUGGACCUCCUCUGGGAAGCUGAUGGUUGAACACCCUGACUUCAGUGCGGGGCAGUCGAGAACGAACCAA
Colletotrichum destructivum is the source of this 1950-nucleotide messenger RNA. Its product is annotated as Putative Acyl transferase domain superfamily, Acyl transferase/acyl hydrolase/lysophospholipase. Bases 361 to 1632 code for a protein of 423 amino acids. Gene Ontology annotation, biological process: fatty acid biosynthetic process. Gene Ontology annotation, molecular function: [acyl-carrier-protein] S-malonyltransferase activity. The record is from RefSeq and is a predicted model, not a curated record. Gene Ontology annotation, cellular component: mitochondrion. NCBI's taxonomy places the organism in Eukaryota, Fungi, Ascomycota, Sordariomycetes, Glomerellales, Glomerellaceae. The transcript has 2 exons.